Messenger RNA from Amaranthus tricolor (Joseph's coat), 681 nucleotides. RefSeq names its product G-type lectin S-receptor-like serine/threonine-protein kinase At1g11300. The record is from RefSeq and is a predicted model, not a curated record. Bases 1 to 681 code for a protein of 226 amino acids. Lineage: Eukaryota; Viridiplantae; Streptophyta; Magnoliopsida; Caryophyllales; Amaranthaceae. The transcript is spliced from 2 exons. Gene Ontology annotation, biological process: recognition of pollen.
AUGGAAGAAGCGACGAGAAAAUCCAUUAGGCUUCGGUUUCCCUCUCUUUGUGGUCUCACUAAACUGUACUUGAACAUCUCACAUUGGUCGAAUUUCAUCAGGACUGGAAAUUCCGAUCCGAAUCAAUUGCAUUUAAUGAUUUCCGCCGGAGAGUAUGGAAAACGAAUAUCCAUUUUUCCCGGAGAAAUUAACAAGCUAAGUAUUAUGAAGUGGAUUAGUAUUUGGCAAUCAAUGAGAUCUGACUGUGACUUUUAUGGAAAGUGCGGUCCUUUUGGAACUUGUAACCCAAACGAUUCACCCAUUUGUAGUUGUUUAAAGGGGUUUGAGCCAAAGAACAUCAACGAAUGGAACAAUAGAAAUUGGACUAGUGGUUGUGUCCAAAGAACAUCAUUAAAAUGCAGUGAUACUGAAGGCAAAGAAGAUGGCUUUUUGAGGAUUAAGCGUGUGAAAGUGCCAGACUAUGCUACUUGGUUGUUUGCAAAUGAUGAAGAUGAUUGCCGGAGGAAGUGCUUGCAAAAUUGUUCGUGUUUGGCUUUUGCGUUUCCUUCGGGUAUUGGAUGCAUGGUAUGGAAUGGACGCCUGAUUGAUAUUCAAGAAUUUUUUGUUGAUAGUGCUGAUCUUUUCAUUCGCUUGGCUUAUUCAGAACUAGGUAUUGUAUUGUGGGAGCGUUUAUCGAUGUAA